CAUACAUCCGGGAUACCGGUUUGACCUCGCACAGACGAUGAUUUCGUAUUACUAUUUGUAAAGUUGGCAACGAAAUGUUGAUGCUCGCUACAAAAAACAAUUUUGAUAGUUAUCAAAUUACAUCGAAAUGAUAUACGCCAAGCUGUGAUAUGGAAUAAAACUGAGAAAAAAUAGGUCGUAGGUUGUGAGGCAAGAUGGCAGGAAGAAAUAUAAGAAUUCCUAGCAGGGGAAGGCAAGCAAAACGACCACAGCCUGCUGUCUACAGUGGUAUAACCUCAACGUUCCAUGAACGCAAUACCGACUUCUUAUGCCCGAUAUGUUUUGAGAUUAUUGAGGAGGCACACAUGACGAAGUGUGGACACAGCUUCUGCUAUCAGUGUAUAAUUAAGGCUCUGGACAUAAACAACAGAUGUCCCAAAUGCAACUUUGUCGUGGACAAAUCUGAUCAGAUCUUUCCCAAUGUGCUAUUAAAUGAACUGAUCCUGAAAGAGAAGCAAAAGCAACAGGAAAAGAGGCUGAAGCUGGAUAUCGCUAAUGGCCCCCCAAAGUCAGAGCUGCAGGAAUUUCUCUCACAAGACUGUGAAUCAUUAGAACUGCAUGACAUCAACUUCAUGCUGGAUGUGCUAGCGCAGAAAAAAAAGCAGAUAGAAGCGGACUGCAAGGAGGCACAGAAUCAGUUACUGAAAGAGUUCCUUCAGGAAGUGCGCAGCCACAAACAACAGCAACUGGAUCAGUUACAACGUGAAAUACGGACGAUAGAUGAUGAUGCAAAGCAAGUUGAGGAGGUUCUGUCCACACAUAGACAGCUGCAUGAUUGCUCAAUGGGAGAGUUGCCGAUCGUCGUGAACGGCGGUGUCGCAUCGGUGGCCACCACCUCCGCGGUCGCCGGCGAUCAAGCCUCUAGUCUUGUCGAGGACGGCUUCAACACGAGUAAGGGCGAGAAGAAUAACUGGCUGAAUUCCACCAUGGCAGCUCGGCGACAGCGAGUUGCUCAACACUUUGAGGAUCUAGAGCAGUGUUACCUCAGCACGAGGCUAAAAGAGUUCCAGCAAGGCGAUCAGACUUCAGCAGAAGGCUUAGAAGAGUUUACGGAUAGUCUUUCAAAGUUUACGCGAUACAGCAGCAUGCGCCCUCUAGCGACACUCAGCUAUGCCAACGACAUCUACAAUGGGUCGAGUAUUGUCUCAAGCAUUGAGUUUGACAGGGACUGUGAUUUCUUUGCCAUAGCAGGUGUGACAAAAAAGAUCAAGGUGUUUGAGUAUGGCAUUGUUAUACGUGACGUUGUUGAUAUGCACUACCCAGUUGUAGAGAUGUUGUGCAAUUCGAAAAUAAGUUGUGUGAGCUGGAGCCCCUACUACAAGAGCACACUUGCCAGCAGUGACUACGAGGGCACAGUUACAAUAUGGGACGCCUCAAUCGGCAGUUCUGUGAAGUCUUUCCAGGAGCACGAAAAGCGAUGUUGGAGUGUGGAUUUCAACAGACAGGACCCUCAGUUGCUUGCAUCGGGAUCCGACGACGCCAAGGUGAAGCUGUGGUCAACGAACAUGGAGCAUUCGGUGACAAGCUUAGAAGCGAAAGCCAACGUGUGUUGUGUGAAAUUCAACCCCAGCAGUCGCUUCCAUUUAGCUUUUGGCUCUGCAGAUCACUGUGUGCACUACUACGACUUGCGAAAUACCAAGCAGCCACUCUGUGUAUUCAAAGGGCACCGGAAAGCCGUCUCUUACGCAAAGUUCGUCAACUCUGAAGAAAUCGUGUCAGCGUCGACCGACAGCCAGCUGAAGCUGUGGAACGUCAGCAAGAGCAACUGCCUGCGAACGUUCCGCGGCCAUUCCAACGAGAAGAACUUUGUCGGCCUAUCGUCGGACGGCGACUACGUAGCGUGCGGAAGCGAGAACAAUUCGCUCUACGUUUACUACAAGGGUCUGUCGAAGCAUCUGCUCACCUUCAAGUUCGACACGGUUCGCAGUGUCCUGGAGAAAGACAAGAAGGAGGAGGAUACAAACGAGUUUGUCAGUGCAGUCUGCUGGCGUGGUGGUUCAAACGUCAUGGUAGCAGCAAACAGUCAGGGAACCAUCAAGGUGCUGGAGCUUGUUUGAUCAGCAGCGCAAACCAUUGUCCAUCCGAUCAUGAUCACGUCUUGUCAGUGCAACCCUAUAGUGCCUAGCUUACACCACCUCACAGUGGUGUACGCUUGACCGGCCUGCCUAUACCGGUGACGAGAGCAAGAGCCUAAAGAGCCUCGGUGGGAUUAGCAGGACGGCAGGACCAAAGAAGCCUUGUCCGUUAGUGCUGGCUGCAUUCCUCGUAGCUCUACAGUAACACAUUGUGGUGGCAUAUGUGUGGUGUCCUUGGUUAACAAGGGCAUUUUUCAAGGACACUUAGGACAUCUUUUCAUUGGCAUCUGUGGUGCAAUCUUAAGUUAACUGUAUAGGAAAUCAAAUUUAUUUUCUACUUCUCUUGUCACUUUCUCGACCUGGUCCGCCUCGCCUUGACUUGUUACUAUUUAGGCUAGAGACGUUACCACGGGAGUUACGGCCCUGCACUGUGCCUGUUUCGUGUUUGUUGUGCAAUGACCGUUAACGUGUUAAUGCAGGCAUAGCUCCACAGAUGUUGCACGAAAAUAAGCAACUUUCCUCUAUUCAUGCAGUUGUGGCAGGAAAUUACCAGGGUGGCAUUUAUUUUUAUUUUGGGGGAUAUAGUUCGAUUGUAGGCACUUAAGCUUUUGUUUAGCACAGGCAUUGCUCAGAUUCUUAUGCCCUUGCAGGUCUACCUUGGAAAGUGAUUUAACAUGCCUUCUUUGUGAUUUGUUCUGAUAAAUGUGAAGUACGAAUAUUUCGUUUUUUAAACAUUACAGGAGGUCAUUGGCUAUGGUCCAAAAUGUGCAGAAUUUUUCGUAAACUUCACUUUUGAUAGAGGAAUGAGUACAGACUUAAAUUUGUUAAUGUUCCUGGUAGGGCAAGUGAGUUUUUUACGUCAUGUAACGUGAUCGGAGACGUGUGCAGGAGUUACUCAGAGCUUAAAAAUACAAAGCGUUAGCUAAUAUAGUAGUUGCAACAGUUGUGAGAGUUGUAUGCAUUAAAAUACCGUUUUCCAUGUGCUGGGUUUGUGAAUUAAUUUUUGUAAAUUGGAUAUUACUCGAUCGUUAAUGUACGAAUAUAUUUCUGUAAAUAUGAAGCGAAGAGUAGAGUGCAAUCUAUUUACGCUCGGCGUGACAUUUCCUAAUAACCUACCCUCGAGUACUAAUUAAAGCGUAUAUAUUUUAACUGCCGGGAAGUCGGCAGAAAGGUUGUGAUCGGUGGUACGUGUGGUCUCUGCCCUGCCAGCUCGCUACUGCAACGCCACCUGCAGUGCCUGCUUGGGACUGCAGCACUCGUUGCCACUCGAUUCUAUAGUUGUGAGUGCUAACUUGGUGUUGAUUUCAACGGUGACGUCAUCUGACGCUGUCGCUAAGAUGUGCAUCGCCUGUCGUUCAGUACGAAGUUGCGCCGUGAAUGACCAGAGCUCACCUUUUUGGCUGGGCAAGGUGACCAUGCCCGCUUAAAUAUUGUUGCUAGUUCGUUUAGCUUAGCUCUACAAGUGUAGCUCUAUCGCUCCCGCCACAGGGUAAGCCUGUAGCGGGAGCGAAGGAGCUGCACUUGGAGAGUUCGGUGCAGCUUGACUAGUUUCUACUUGUUGUACACGUGUACACGCCAAAAUAAUGUCGUCUGAGAAACGUCAUUUGUCUUUUAUAACGUCUCGCGACAACAGUUAUUGGCAGGAGCUGCCUGCAUGUCACUCAUGCCAGGCGGAUGAGUCAGGUGAAGCGAGCGCAUCGGUGAUUGUCGUUGUGCACUAUAUAGGCAAUUUUCUGCGAAAACCCGCGCGUGCUUCAGAACAGAACAGACGCAAUGCUGAGGUUCGAUCGUAGUUCCAAGCUUUCACGCUCGGUAUGCAGCGACAGCGCUGUUCUUGAUGGUGAGGGAGCGUUCUCUGUUAGUGAAGGAAGCUGCACACGCGGUAUGUGCAUCACUGUUAUUGAAGUCAGCGGUGUAUGGUCUGCCUUCAGUUUUUGUUAUGCGUGUAUAGGAAAUAAAAUAUGUUGCCGAAAUCUCUAAGUA
Priapulus caudatus is the source of this 4097-nucleotide messenger RNA. Its product is annotated as E3 ubiquitin-protein ligase RFWD2-like. NCBI's taxonomy places the organism in Eukaryota, Metazoa, Priapulida, Priapulimorpha, Priapulimorphida, Priapulidae. The transcript has 21 exons. Gene Ontology annotation, biological process: proteasome-mediated ubiquitin-dependent protein catabolic process. The record is from RefSeq and is a predicted model, not a curated record. The coding region runs from base 195 to 2096 and encodes 633 amino acids. Gene Ontology annotation, molecular function: protein binding; ubiquitin protein ligase activity.